Daucus carota subsp. sativus is the source of this 862-nucleotide messenger RNA. RefSeq names its product glucosamine 6-phosphate N-acetyltransferase. The transcript is spliced from 2 exons. The record is from RefSeq and is a predicted model, not a curated record. NCBI's taxonomy places the organism in Eukaryota, Viridiplantae, Streptophyta, Magnoliopsida, Apiales, Apiaceae. Gene Ontology annotation, biological process: UDP-N-acetylglucosamine biosynthetic process. Gene Ontology annotation, molecular function: monosaccharide binding; glucosamine 6-phosphate N-acetyltransferase activity. Gene Ontology annotation, cellular component: endoplasmic reticulum-Golgi intermediate compartment; Golgi apparatus; endoplasmic reticulum. Bases 190 to 663 code for a protein of 157 amino acids.
UAUCAAAUUUCCGGCGCCCCAGAUCGAAUCACGUAACCCUGUUCUUUUAUACAUAUAAUCCAGAUUUGAUAAAGUUUAUGCGGUGGAAGAAGUGAAAGAAUCGUGAGGUACUGAGGGUGGAUACUCGUUUCUCUUUAGAAGGGUUUACUUUCAGGUGUAAUCACAUUUGAGCAUAUUGUACUACAAAAGAUGCAGAGCAUUAGUUGCUCUGAUGAAGAAAAGAAGUUUCAAGUUCGAAAACUUGAGAUAUCUGACAAAAGCAAGGGCUUCAUAGAGUUACUGCAACAACUAACUGUAUGUGAUUCUGUCUCCGACCAAGAGUUCCAAAGCUGCUUUGAAGAGAUCGGCUCAUAUGGUGAUAACCAUGUUAUAUGUGUAAUUGAAGAUGGAUGUUCUCAAAAGAUUAUAGCAACUGGAAGUGUGUUUAUCGAAAGGAAGUUUAUAAGAAAUUGUAGCAAAGUUGGUCAUAUAGAAGAUGUUGUGGUUGACUCAAACGCUCGAGGGAUGCAAUUAGGAAAGAAAAUUGUCGAGUACCUUACUGAUCAUGCUCGUGCUGUGGGGUGUUACAAGGUGAUCCUUGACUGCAGUGCUAAGAACAAGGCAUUCUAUGAGAAGUGUGGUUUUGAGCAAAAAGAACUUCAGAUGGCGAAGUAUUUUAUAUAAGUAAUGCACGACAGGAAACCAUCUAUGUUAGAAGGACAUUGACUGCAUCAAAAAAUUUCAGGUUUUUUGUACUUUCAACUUUGGCCUAAUAAUGACAGUUAUAUACUGGGGAUAAACAAUGCCAUGUUUAAGAAAUUGAAAUAUAAGCAAUGUUCUUUGAUUGCUGAAAUUUAUAACUCUCCGUGGAUUCUUAUUUGUA